AAGCUGACACGGAACAGUAGAGAUGUAGAAAUACCACAGCCUUUUUGAAGUAGAGGAAAGACUAUGAAAAUCAAGGAGGACAUAAAGGCGUCCUACAAAUAAUUGUAGGAACGACUAACUUGGCUAUGGUUGAGUUAAACAAAUUCAACUUUUGAGUUUGUUCAUUUAAGCGAAUUUUUUUAGUCAUGAUUUUAAUUCUCCUUUUGGUGUGUCAUUCAUACCUGUCACUCCUGUCCCUGUUAUAUAUUUGGCGUUGCCAUGUGUCAAACUGACGUGCACUUGCUGAGUUGCUCUGAAAUUUGUAUUUUGAAUCUAAAGAUUUAAAAAAGGCUAAUUAAAAUGAGUGGCCUGAAUAUCUACAUUUUCUUUAUAACGUACCUUUUAGAUCUCUCCAGGGCAAACGAAGUAGUAGGGUGUGGGGGAUUUUUGAAAAGCCAUGUUCCAAUAGAUUUUUCCAAAGUAGAGGUUAGACUAGUUACGAAACAAGGAAUCAUAAAAGAUAAAACCACCGCAGCCCCUAAUAACGGGUACUAUUUUGUACCUUUAUAUGACAAGGGUGAAAUGUUCGUAGAGCUAGCACCACCUCCAGGUUGGAGUUUUGAGCCAAAGGAGGUAGCAAUAAAUAUUGAUGGGGUAAAUGACUUUUGCAGCCAAGGCAAAGAUAUAAACUUUGUUUUUCAAGGUUUUGGAAUUACUGGAAAGGUAGAAAGUUUGGGUGAUAGUAAUAAUGGCCCAAAAGGAGUCACUGUUCAUUUACAAUCAAAAGAUGAGAAUAGAACAACAAUUACAAAUGAUGAAGGCAGCUUCUUUUUCACUCCUGUAUAUCCAGGUGUUUAUAAGGUUUCAAUAUAUCAUCCCAAGUGGAAAAUAUUCAAAAAAUCAGUUGAUGUGCAAGUGGAAGAGAGCAAUGCAGAAUUGCAAAAGGAUAGUCUCAUAGUGCAAGGAUACGAGGUGACUGGAAAAGUAACAAGUGAUGGAGAACCCGUCAAGGGCGUUACUGUUAUAAUAUUACUAUCUGAAGAGAAAAAAAAACCUGUGUUAGUUGAUGGUUGCAUCAAGGAAGCAAUAGGAAAAUAUCAAGGAAACAACAGCACACUUUGUCAUGCAAUAACAGAUGAUAAUGGAGUAUACAGAUUUGGAGUUGUACCAAAUGGCCGAUAUUUUGUCACUGCACAUUUUGAAAAGCAAAAUAUACAUUAUCAACCGCAGAAGAUUGAAUUUGCAGUCAAUAAUGGCGAUGCAGUUUUAGAGCAGCAGUUUGAGAUUAUUGGGUUCAGCAUACCUGGUAGAGUGUAUAAAUCAAAAGAUAAACCUGUUCCAAACGCAAAAAUAUACAUAAAUGGGCAAACAGUCGCAACAACUGAUAAAAAUGGAAUAUAUAAAUUGGAAAAACUGAAAGCAGGAACAUAUAAAAUAAAAGUAGAAGCAGAGGACUUGAUCUUUGACGAGAAAAUCUUCCGCUUGAAUCCGAGUCACCAAGAGCUGCCGGACAUUCUGCCGUCCGCGUUCAAAGUUUGCGGCAUGGUGACCAGCGGACAGUCACAAACAGUCAGUUUCAUGCACGUCGGUACUUUAAAGAGAACGCAAGCGCAGUCUUCGACUCAAGAUGGGGGAUUCUGUCAAUUUCUCGCGCCGGGGAAAUACGAUGUCAAAGUUGUUGUCGGACAAGACGAGACUCAAAAAGGAUUACAGUUUUUCCCUCUGAAACAUACGAUUGAAGUUGUUUCUGACGAGAUUACAGAUUUGAUAUUCUCUCAAUUGAAGGCAACCGUUUUUGGAAAGGUGAAGUGCUUACAGUCAGAAAACUGCCAAGGCUUGUCAGUUGUAAUGAAAAGUGAUAACGCGGACGAUCUCAUUGCCAAAGUGCAAGGAGGCUCCUUCAAAUUUGAAGAUAUCUUUCCUGGGACGUACAAAAUCAGCCUGUCACCAAACCGAUUUUGCUGGGAAACCAGCGAACAUGUAAUGAACAUUAACAGUGCGACCGUUGAUGUCUCUUUCACUCAAACAGGCUAUAUUGUGAAUUUUCUCUUCUCGCACGACGCUAAGGUCCGUUAUCAGUUAAAAGGUGAGACAAAGUCAUCCGGCAUCGCAGUAACUAAGGGAAGAUCGUCGGUCUGCCUUCCAAAACCGGGAGAAUACAAAUUUACGGUAGAAAGCUGCCACAGUUACAGCCCGAGCAGUUUCACUUACACAACCGACGAAGAAGUGAACGAAAUUGCGCUGAACGCCGAAAAACACACUCAGACACUCUGCAUCGCGGCGGAAACGAACUUCGGAGACGUUCGAGUUGCAGUUAAAGUCGGCGCCGACCAAACGGCGAAGACGCUCAAGUACAAAGACGGAUGUUACAAACUGGAAUUGAUGCUGGAGCCCGGCCAAACGGCCGCGGUCGAGCCGCACUCCGACUUUCUGUUCUUCACUCCUGGAACGUUAUCCGUGCAGGGAAAAGACGAUUGUUCGGAUUCCGGAAUGAAAUUUUCGGCUGCGAAAGGAAAAGUGUUUCGAGGAAAAGUCGUGCCGGCGUUGGAAGGUGUCGUGAUCACGGUCGAAACGCCGCAAUUCGAUCCGCUGGUCGUAGAGACAGACGCUGAAGGAUUUUAUAAAUUUCAACCUUUGGACAACAAGAAGGAAUACAAAAUCAGCGCGGCGAAAGAAUCUUACGUUUUGAUGGGUCCAGACGAAAAUGGAAACUUUGCGGCUCACAAACUGGCGGAAGUACAUGUGGAAGUCGUCGAUAGUGCAGACAACACCCCUCUAACAGGUGUCCUGUUGUCGCUUUCCGGCGGCGAAGGUUACCGGAAAAAUCUGCAGAGCGGCGAAGACGGAAAAAUCACGUUCCACUCGUUGAGUCCCAGCGAAUACUUUUUGCGACCGAUGAUGAAAGAAUACGUGUUCGAACCGAAUUCGAAGAUCAUUCCCGUAAAUGAAGGGCAAACGGUGCACGUCAAAUUAAUCGGUAAGAGAGUCGCGUACAGCGCAUACGGCAAAGUGGUGUCUUUAAAUGGAGAACCAGAAGAGAAUAUGAUGAUCGUGGCAAAAGGAAUCGGUAAUUGCAGCAUGUACUCUGAAGAGACCACUUGCGAACAUAACGGGCUGUUCAGGAUAAGGGGACUGCAGCCGUAUUGCUCGUAUGUUGUCGAGGUAAAAGAUCAGGAAAAUGGAGCUGUGGAAAGAACGGCUCCGGAAUAUAUACCGAUCAAUCAUAUAAAAGAAGACACUCGCGAUCUAAAGCUAGUAGUGUUCCGGAGCGCAGCGCAGAUGGAUAUAUUAGUAAAAGUGUACUCGGCGAACGUCGAUCACUACAAAUCGUUGAAGGUGAAACUGUUGAAAGAAAGCGGCUCGUCUGCCAUGACGACCAAGAUCGACACUUCUUCGAUCAAAUUGAGCAAAUACAGCAAUCCGGGAUUGAUGAUCUACAUGCCGUCGGUUCCGUUGGACAACUCUUCCUAUUCCCUUCAUUUGGAGUCCAGUCUGGUGCAGAACAAGAAGUGGCAUCAUCACGAUUUCGUAGCCGAUUCCACGUUUAAAUAUUUCGAAUUGAACUUCAGCCCGAAGAACAACAUCAUCGACCAGCCGAUUAGACAAACUUCCAUUUGGACUUUAUUGUUCAUUUUCGUGAUUCUGCUAGUCGUGUACAAUAUUCAAGCGGUCGCGGAAUUUUUGAAAGACAAAUUCAAUUUCAACCUGAGCAACUUGACUAAUUUCAUUACUCUGCCGAGUUCGAACCAUAAAAGCGCCAGCGAUUAUUUCGACGAGGCGGACAUCGAUCAAAUCGUUCAAAGUAUCAAUAAUACAAAGAAAAAGCCUAAAACGAAGUGGUUAAAAAAGUGAGACUUCAUAUUGCAAAGUUUUCAGAUAUAUUGUUUCGGUACUAGUCGUGAAUAUUCAAGGUUUUCGGUGGUGUAUUGAAAAUUAGGAAAAAAGGCAACUUGAAAAAUGGAGAUAGUAACUUGAAUUAUGAAGAAUUCCCAUAGUUCAAUUAUUUGCAACAAGCUUAGCAUUUUCUUAGUGUUAUGUUAAAAUGUAUAGGUUACUUGUACAUUACGUAAAAGAUGUAUGUAGGAAGCACAGUAAUGUCCGCUUAUAACGAACCUCAAGGGACCAGCGAAACUGGUUCUUAAUAAACGAUAAAUAAUGCUAAUACCAGAAAAUAUUUUUCAUUACUUUAUUAUUCAAACUAGGGGUAUAUAAAAUCUUUGUAAUACAUAGUAUAUAUGUAAUAAUAUCUAUAAUCCACAUUUAUGAAAUUCUUUCUUUCAUUCAUUUUAGCUUGGUUUAUUUUUGUGAAAUGAAUAUCAUUAAUAUGUUCUACUUCAGCUAGUGGAUCUAGCACACGCUGCGGAGUAUUUCGUGACUGAAGGAAAUGACGAACGCUGUCAAUAUCUCGAAGUGCUCACACCAGUGAUCAAUGACAUUCAAAUCAGCCUGUAACCUUAAACUGUCUUCUGAACAACAUACGCUAUUAAAUAUUUUCAGGUCAUCGGCAUAUAGCAGGUGCUCACAACGCAAGUCUGUUGAAACAUCAUUGAUAAAAAUUAAAAAUAAUAGAGGACCCAGAACAGAACCUUGGGGCACCCCUGAUGUAGCUAAAACCGCUUCAGACUUAUAUCCACGGAAGUCCAAACAUCUACCACCGAUGUAUGAACUUUUCUCUUGGCUAUGGAUGUUGUGAUUGUCCGUAGGUGGUAGACGGUCUCUGACUGUCAAACGUGGAGGUACCACCCGGCGGAUCUCUUAGGCGGAGCCAGAAUGUGUGCAUGUUGCAUGCACACGUGUUCCCUCGCCAGAGUCCGUGUGGCGUCCCCCCUUUCCCCUGUAUCCCCCUAUAGCCCCACGAUACCCAAUGGGUGUUUAGGCCUUAGGCCUUCGUGGUAGUUGGAGUAUAAAAAAAAGCUAAGAAUUUAAUCUAAUCUUUUGACGAUAUCGUAUUUACUAUUUAAAGUAAGAGCUUUAUAGCUUCAUAGAGCUUCAUAGAAAUUACGUCGCCCAUGAUUUCAAGAGUGCAGGACACUGAAUACAACGAAUAAAGAAGGUAUCAGACUAAAUGGCGGUGGCGGACUGGCGGCAAACGCUGAAGAUUGCUCAUACCCCAUCACGCGGUCGGAAUAAUUCGGUUACCUGAUUCCGGUAAAAUCCAGUUUUACGCUCGUUAUAACCGAAAAAUUUUACGAAUAUAUCAACAUUUUAGGUUCGUUUCGUCAGGUAAACAGGUUUUUUAUAAGCGGACAUUUCUGUAUUAAAGAUUCAUUUGUAUUUGAAAAUAUAGUGAAAGUUGAUUGGGUUAUCCGACUUUUUAACUACCUUUCUAUGUAUCCCUACUAAGUGAACCUACCUUAUCACGAUUCGAUUUCGCCUUUUCAUCUAUUGAAACCUCCGAUGAAGGCAUAGGAAGUCUUCUCGACGGCAUUUUUAAUAGUCGAGAAUAUGUUUCUUUCGGAAAUGGACAGAACGGGGCAAUGAAGAAAUGAAAAACGUUUAUUAUUUAUAUAACUUUAUUUAUAUCACAG
Messenger RNA from Acanthoscelides obtectus, 5507 nucleotides. NCBI's taxonomy places the organism in Eukaryota, Metazoa, Arthropoda, Insecta, Coleoptera, Chrysomelidae. The record is from the annotation of a GenBank genome assembly.